UGGCGGUGGCCCGUUCGGAGGGGUGACCGGGCGGUGUUCGAGUGCGAAGCACUCUGCGUCCUCGCUUCUUGUUACAGGCUAUGGCGGGGGGCCAGGAGAAGGGGGGAGAGGGCGACCUCGGUGAGCUGCUUCCCCCUUCUCACUGGACCCCGCAGGACCCCUCCCAGGGGAUCCCCGGGGACUUGCCCCAGGACAGGCCUGACCUGCAGCAGCCACAGCUCAGCCUGCCUCAGCGAGAGGACGAGCAGGAGGAGGAUGGCAAAGAGGAAGAGGAGGCACAGCACACAGAGGGUCAGUUUGAUGGAGUGUUGGAUGAAGACACUGUGGCUGAGGGACUUCACAGGCUGGGGCGCUCAGCCCCUGGUACUGAAUACGUUUAUCUUAAUCUGUCACUUUCAGGUCGUGAGUUAAGUGACAUUAACAUUCUUUCCAGAUAUGUUCACCUACAGAAGCUGGAACUUUCAUAUAAUAAAAUUAAUGAUCUUUCUUGUAUCAGUCACAUGCCUUACUUACUAGAACUGAAUGCUUCCAACAAUGAAUUGACUACGUAUUUUGGUUUUAAACCACCUAAAAAUCUCAAGGAAGUAGAUUUUUCAUACAAUCAAAUACCUAAAAUGCAAGAUUUGUCAGCAUACCAGGCACUUACUAAACUCUUGCUGGACCAUAAUAACAUAGAGGAGAUAAGAGGACUGGAGAAGUGUCACAGCCUGACUCACCUUAGUUUGUCACACAACAGACUCAUUGCAAUCAGCGGCCUUGAGAACUUACCUAUCAAAAUACUCAAUCUGAGCUCUAACCAGAUUGAGAAGAUAACUGCGUUGGACAGCUUGAAAACUCUACAGAAGCUGGACCUAUCUAACAAUAAAAUAUCUAGUCUAGAAGGCUUGGAGGAACAUGAUCUACUAGAGGCCAUCAACCUAGAGGAUAACCAGAUUGCUGAGCUGCGUGAACUUGAAUAUAUUGAAGAUUUGCCUCUCCUCAGAGUUUUAAAUCUUUUAAAAAAUCCUGUACAGGAGCAGACAGAUUAUUGGCUCUUGGUGAUUUUCACGUUACUCCAACUCACAGAUCUGGAUCUCAAGAAGAUUUCAGUGGAAGAAAAGGUUGCUGCUGUGAAUAAAUAUGAUCCUCCUCCAGAAGUCGUUGCUGCUAAAGAUCAUAUAACUCACGUUAUGUAUAGCGUGCUGCAGCCCCAGAGAAUCUUUGACAGCACUUUACCGAGUCUUGAUGCUCCCUACCCCAUGCUGGUAUUAGUGGGCCCUCUCGCCUGUGGUAAGAGGGAGCUUACUCAUAAGAUCUGCAGACAGUUCAACAAUUUCUUCAGAUACGGUCCCUGUCACACUACCAGGGCAGCUUACUUUGGUGAAGAAAACAGACUUGAUUACUAUUUCGUUUCUCAAGAAGCAUUUGACAAAAUGGUGAACACUGGGAAGUUUAUAGCAACCUAUAAAUACAGCGGCUAUCACUACGGACUUGGAAGAGACACCGUAGAAUCAAUUGCCAGAGAGGGUCUUGCAACCUGUGUUCACUUAGAAAUAGAGGGUGUGCGUAGCUUGAAAAAUACCUACUUUAAACCCAGAUACGUCCUGUUAGUACCGAUGAACAAGGAAAAAUAUGAGGGACAUCUGCGGAGGAAAGGAUUAUUCAGCAGGCGAGAGAUUGAAGAGGCAGUCUCCAGAGUGGACAUGUGCAUCAAACUAAGUGAGGAUUUGCCGGGAUACUUUGAUGCAGUAGUCAACACAGAUGAAUUGGAUGACGCAUUCACAGAGCUGAGUUUCCUCGUAAAGGCGUACCUGGGCUUGGAGCAACCUGCAGUUUUGGAUAGCAUUCAGGACUGGAAUAGCAGAGCGAGAGCAGGUUCAAGAAUAUGGCUUUUACAAGAGCAAAGAUUGUCACCCGGCGGAGUAAUUACUGGCACCCGGUCUUCAUCUGUUAAUGAGUUCUUGGACUCUUCAGCCAAAAGCUGUCCAGAAGGCAUCUCAGACAAACUAGCUGCACAACUGGGCGCUCUGGAAGAAGCUUCUCUCCAAAGGCGUCGUUCUGCAGCACGUCAGGCUUUGUCAGGGAAGGCACCUAGUGCAUAUGUCCAGCUGUUUCAAAGGGACCUGGCUGUCACUCCUGCACCGGGCAGCUCCCGUCAACACUUACUGGACCCAACAACACGUGCUUCUCUGCUCUCAGGUGGAAGGAAUGUCACCCAGGACCAGAGCUUCCCCCUGACUAAUCCGGAGAGCCGAAAGAGUAAACUAAAAAAAGGCAUCAAGGGCUCCAGAGAAUCCGGUCCUGCUAGCAGGCGAUUUCUAAUCUCAGCCGGUGCGUCCGCUGCUGAAGCUCUGCCCGUUCGGACCCCUGUUCCCCACGCUCGCCUCGCUGAAGAAGCCAAAGCCGAGCGUCCCCAUCCAAGAGGAGCUGAAAAUGGAGUGGACAGAUCGAAAGAGACCGAACUCCCUAGUGACAAUCUUCAGAGAAAAUACAGCAAGUCCAAGACUGGUUCUUCCCACGUGUCUCAGCUCGUCACCUGGCCGGGCUCCCACUCCAAACCUGUCCUGCCUCCAAUCCCGUCCGGGCGGAAGAGGACCAACCCUUGAUGGCCACUACUAGCCAAGUCUUCGUCAUGAUUGCGCUGAACCUUGCUGUCGAACAGGAACACUGAUUUUGAUAUAUUUCUCUUCAACAAAGCAAAGUCUAUCAAAUAUUAUUUCUAAAUCCAUUUCUGAUUAACUCCCCCCCCGCCCCCCACAAAGUUAUUUAUUUGUAACUUUAUUAAAAAGUAAUUUCUGUAUUUCCCAAAGCUCAAAGUUAUUUCCCCAGGCACUCUCAGCUGGGAAAUGGCGUAGAAUUUUUCCUAACAGCCACAUGACCAUAUCUGCCAUUAAUUUCUCUCUUUCCUCCCCCUCUAAUAUUAUAGAUUUAAUUGAUGUGUGGAAGCAUCGGGGCCUCUGAUAAUAUUGCCUGUAUUGUAGUACCCGUGAAUUAUUUUGAAGAGGGAUUUUGUGAAACCUUCAGAGUUAAGUUGGGAGUGAAAACUAGUUCCAAGGUUUUUUUUUAAUAAAAUGUGUUUCUUUGAAGGGAUGAGACGUAAUUCUUUGAUUUCCAAGUGAAUUUGAACAACCUAGUAAGGAGUCAUCAGGAAAAAAAUAGUACAAUUAUUAAGAACUUGCUGAAGCUGUAAUUAGUAUGUGAAGAUUUGUUUUUCUGUAUGUGGAGCAGAGCUCUGACAAGUAAAUAAAACUCUUGAGUUAAUGUUUGUCCUGAUUAAUUAUCAUUAACAGAGAGCGUGGCCCUUUUGCCUGAGCAGCUUCCACCCAGGAGGGGCAUUUGCUGUUCGUUAUUACAGCGUGGGUCCUCAGAGGUCUUUGCGUGCACAGAAGAUAUCCCGCCUUGCCGCAGCGUGGAGUCAUAUCCGCGGAAGAGCUCUGGUUUCCUUCACCAUGAACGUUCACGAUGUGGCCAAGGUUUUUCCUUGUUUAAAUAGGAUGAACUGAACGAAGCAACGCAGCUCCUGCUUUUACCGCCGCGUUCUCUCGCCUGCUCCCUUCCCGCUCCCCAGGACACGGACGGCGUCGAUGACCCCACGUUCCCCCAAACAACCGCCUGAUGCUGACCCGUCCCCCGAAGCGUGGAACAUCUGGCCGAGUUGGGAGGCAGAAGCGCCGUUGCAUAUGUAAUAUGUAAUAUUUACAUUUCCUUUAGCAGAUUGUGAAGCUUUGCCGUUCGUGGUUUUUAGUUUCGAGCGUUUAUUUUUGGCUGAAAGUACAGAAGUUGUGACUCGGUGCCCAUAUAUUUAUAGACUGGCAGAUAAAAGCGGGGCCGUUUCAGGGAACUCUGUUUUUAUUGGCAGGAAGCGUGUUUGGAUUACAGCAGAGUAACACCUUGAGUUAGUCACAGUCAAACAACUCUCUGAGUCUUGAAUUUUACAGAGGGGAGUGUAACAAGCUGUUUAAUUUCCCUUUUUUUUAAUUAAACAUUCGGCAUUCAAUAAAACCGGUGACUGCGGUGGCUGCCUUGUGAAUGCAAAUGGCUUUGCCGGCCGGAGGAUGUAGCGGCACGCUCAUCGCACGUGCUGCGUCGGAGCCCUGUGUCACGCGUCGGUAAACCAAGGCAGAGAAAAUUCCGCUGAUUUGUGUUAUCUCAUCAGGUUGGGUUUGUGUUAUCUCAGCAGGUUGGGUUUUUCUACAGGAACUGGGUGAGAACGCCGGAGUGUUGCCUCUCUGCUCGGGUGCCGGGUCUUUGAGGUGAAGCAGAGAAGACCGUGCUUAUGCACAAGUGUUUUGGGAAGUCACGGGCGUCCUGAUUCCUCCCCCAGGGCAGUAGCAACGCGGCGGGAGCUAAAACACAGAUGCAGGAGCAGGAGCUGCUGAAUUAAGGAAUGACGGGUUUGUUAGACGUAAGGGGAUGGUGUUUCAAUACAGGCCUGGGUCUGAAGGAGGGGAUAUGAAGCUCGCCAGCUAAAAGUUUGAUGCGCAGCUCAGUGAGGACUUCCAGGGGCUGCAGAACAGGUCCAGAAAGAGCUGCUCCUGCAAAUCUGCUGAGCUUUUGGAGUUCCGGAGGCCAAGAUGCUCCACGGACCACCACAGAGUGUGUAGGCAGCCAGGGCAGCCUGCUGCGGGCUUGGUAGAAGAUGAGAGCAGGAGCCACGUGGCAGCUCGGAUUCUCCAGCACCCACUCCCCAGAUUAGGAGCUGUAUCUGUGAAAAAAUGGGUGCAAAAUGGUUUGGUUUGGUACUCUGACCUUCAUCUCCCGGCCUCCCUCCUCCAUUAAACCCACUCGUAUGGACCCGAGAAACCCUUGAAGAUAGAAACCAGUGGUAGAGGCUCGACUGGGGGGUGAGGCCACUGCGAAUCCAGCAGCUACACCUUUUUAUUUUAAAUUUUUUAAGCGUGUUCUGGAAACAGAUGGAGCAUAGAUGCCAGUAUUGACCAAAGGGCUGUUUAUUUCUCUGCAGAGCACGCACAGCCAUUUCUAAAAAUACCUUCCUGAAGCGCCAUGUCAUGUCCCAGCAGCGGCUGCCCCGCUACCUCCGCCUGCUCCCUCGGGAGCUUGUCUAAUUGAAUAUGCUGCAUAAUAUGCUGCUAAUUUGGCAGCUGUCAAAAUGAAUUAUAAUUUUUUUUCUAACAGGCGAGGAGAGUUGGUGUGAUUACACCAACUGCCCGUGUUUCUCUCUGCAUCCCCAGCUCCAGGGAGGUGAAGGGUUUGAAGGAGACCCAUGAGCCCUUUCCCUGGUCUCACCCUGCACUUCCAUGGUAUUGCAUCAACAACUCCAGCCUUGCAAACCGCUUUGCCGAUGACACAGAGCUGGGGGGGUGGCUGACACACCGGAAGGCUGUGCUGCCAUACAGCGAGACCUGGACAGACUGGAGAGUUGGGCAGAGAGGAACCUAAUGAAAUUCAACAAGAGCAAGUGUAGGGUGCUGCACCCGGGGACGAAUAACCCCCUGCACCAGGACAGGUUGGGGGUGACCUGCUGGAGAGCAGCUCUGUGGAAAGAGACCUGGGAGUUCUGGGGGACAACAGGAUGACCAUGA
This is a messenger RNA of Chroicocephalus ridibundus (black-headed gull), 5522 nucleotides long. RefSeq names its product leucine rich repeats and guanylate kinase domain containing (gene LRGUK). Gene Ontology annotation, cellular component: cytosol. Gene Ontology annotation, molecular function: protein binding; GMP kinase activity. The transcript is spliced from 22 exons. Lineage: Eukaryota; Metazoa; Chordata; Aves; Charadriiformes; Laridae. The record is from RefSeq and is a predicted model, not a curated record. Bases 81 to 2585 code for a protein of 834 amino acids.